This is a messenger RNA of Melanotaenia boesemani (Boeseman's rainbowfish), 3484 nucleotides long. Its product is annotated as DENN domain-containing protein 11-like. The coding region runs from base 424 to 1929 and encodes 501 amino acids. Gene Ontology annotation, cellular component: cytoplasm. The transcript has 9 exons. The record is from RefSeq and is a predicted model, not a curated record. Lineage: Eukaryota; Metazoa; Chordata; Actinopteri; Atheriniformes; Melanotaeniidae.
AUUUUUAACGAAUGUGUGGCUGGUAUAAAGAAGAUUCAGGAUGUACCCAUUAAGGGGUACAUUCAAGACGCAAAAACAGACUCGCGCUGCGAAAUGUUCAGCAGCUAUUCUUUAUCAGGGGAAUGUGACAAUAAAUGCUGAAUCGUUUUGAAUGCAACUUGCAUUAGUCGAAGGAGUUGCCCUCUCUCAACAGCAUCAAAUUUAUGAUCACUAGCGACUAGAAAGGUUUUAAAGCUAAGGUUAAAAGCUGCUAUACGUUAUGUUAAUUUAAAGAAAAGCGCAACAUUUGUGAACAGUUAGGAGUAACUUCAUUAUGAAGGUAUUGCUCUGAGUUGUAAUUAUCCACGGAUGGACCUGGUGCCUGUCGCCUGAGACACCGUUUACAAUCGGCGGAGAUACCGACGAGGCGGGACCACCGACAGGAUGGUGGAGCGGUCUGACCGAGCCCCUCUGCUGGACUGGGAGGAGGUCCCGUCCGCGGAGAAACCCGGCGGUGCAGCACCUGGGGUGGCUCACACCAAGGACCGACUGUCGAGUCCCUCCAACAGCCGUGCCUCAUCAGGAUGCUCCGCGCCGGGGUUUGGGUGGAGCAGCGGACCAGGGGGUCCCACUCCCAACAGGUCUGUGUCCAGCGCAGACGGCUGCGGCGCCCCACCCACGACCUCCAACACCCCGGCGACUGCGGAUGAACCACUGCCUCCUGACAAGGAGGAGCAUCUUUCGGAUCCAAAACCUGGGAAGGUGUCGCUGGAGGACAGGGUGGUGAAAUGGGAAGAAAAGGACCAGAUUGUAUCAGUUUUUGUAGUUACAUUCAAUACCAGAUCAGGAAAUAUGCUGGAGUGGUGUCUGCCCAAAGAUAUGGACCUGGAUGGAGUGGAGUUUAAAGCCAUCGCCAGUGGCUCCCACCGAGUCACCACAGACUUCAUCUACUUCCGUAAGGGCUGCUACUUUGGCCUCGCCUGCUUUGCCAACAUGGCAGUGGAGAGCACAGCAGAGAGGGGGGCGAGGAUGAAGUCGGUGGGGAUCCUGUCUCCUUCCUACACCCUGCUCUACCGCUAUAUGAGCUUCCUGGAGCAUCAGGUCAGGCUUCAGCUUCAGUCCCCGGGCCAUUACUCACCCCUGGAAGCUUUCUAUGAGGACAAGAGAGCGCUUCUGCCACCCAGUGGAGAAGAUGUUAUUACUGCACUACCAGCCAAUGCCUGGGGAGCUGCUAUCAACCACAGCAUGCACCCUGAGAUGAAGAUCACCCAUCCGGCAGGCUGCAUGUCCCAGUUCAUCCGCUUCUUUGGGGAGCAGAUCAUGGUGCUUUGGAAACUGGCUCUCCUCCGCAGGCGCAUCCUCAUCUUCUCCCCUCCACCUGUGGGUGUGGUCUGCUACAGAGUGUACUGCUGCUGUUGCCUGGCAAAUAUUUCCAUUCCCGGGGUUGGCAUGGCCGUGCCUGAGUUCCGACCCUUCUUCUAUGUUAAUGUUGCUGAUAUCAGCGCCCUGGAAAAUGAGCUCUCCUACGUAGCAUGUACUACUGAGAAGAUCUUUGAGGAGAAGAAAGAUCUGUAUGAUGUGUACGUGGAUAAUCAGAAUGUAAAAACCUACAGAGAUGGUCUGAAGCCUCUGCUCCGCCUCAGCAAUGCAGACAGAGAGAAGUAUCGCAAACUCACAGAGCAGAGGCAGAUGCUGCUGUAUUCCCAGGAAGAGAGUGGAGAGCUCAUGUCCAGCGAGGAGGAUCUCUUCAUUUUGUUCUUCCUGGAGCAGAACAACAGGAUUUUUCAGACUCUAAGUGAGGUGGCAGGGAGUCCCGACCCAACUGUAACCCAGGAGAGCGUGAGGGCCAUGGGUCUGGAUCCACAUGGAGACAGGCUCUUUCUGCUCCAUCUGCUGGAAAUCUAUGGCUAUGACAGCCUGAUGGUGUCAGAGCAGCUGUGCUGCAGCUGAGAGUUGAAUGACUGCUGUUUUUUUUCUGUCUUUCAUCACUGCUGGUUUCAAUAGGGGGGCUGAUUUGCCUCAAACAGCUGCACUACUGGUUUAUUGGAGUCUUCAGGACACAGUAGGAGCCUCCAGGAGGAUCUCUAGAGUUUUGUUCACAACCCGAUUCUUUGACCUCUCCUGUCCUAGCAAUCAGUUCGACUUGAUAGAGGCUCAUUGAGAUAACUCCCCUGUGAGGUUCCUCAGAUGUGGAUCAGAUACAAUACAGCCACAUCUGAAUACCACCAGUGCAGUGGAGAGUCCUGUAGAAGAUGAAGCCAGUGACAUUUUUGGUGAAAAAAAAACUUGUUCUGAAUAAUUAAUGUAUGAGCGUGAAAGAGGUUGGCUAUAUGUAAAUAAUGCCUUUUUGUCCUUUAUGUACUGUGUGUCAGUGUAUGUGUGACUUGGGGUCUGAAUCUCUGGUAGAGUUGCACUCGUCGUAUAAACUGCUGGAUUUACAAAUCCAAUUUUUUUUAGCUUCUGUGUCAAAAUCAGGGCCUCUUGUAUUUUGUUUUCAUCACCAGUUCAAACUGCCUUUCCCUUCCUUCAACCUAUGACUGUAAGACCACAGUUUAAGUGGCAUUUACUGCAACGAAACAUAGAUGUUGCCUAAUAAUUGUGUUAUUGUGACAUAAUUGUGACACAAUUGUGUUUAAGAGACAAAGCUUUUACUAAAGACUGCGAGUCCAUGUGGACUUUUGAGUGUGAGAAUAGCUAAUUUGCACCCAAUCAAACUUUUGAUUUAUUUCAAGUGUGAGAAAAAGGCAGGGAGUUAACCCACAACUUCAGGUAAUUGUGUUUGUAGAACUAGCCAACAUCCAGAAAAGAUCUAAGAACAAGCAGGAGAAGACAUAGUUUUUGUAUCUUUGAAGCACACACUGCAUGCAAGAUAGUUUUUAGUUCAAGCAAAACAAGAGGGGUUUUUCAUUGGCUUUAGAGCACAACUAAGCUCAGUUUAGGUGGCUUGCAUCCAUUUGUUUUUGGAUUUGGUUCACAACUGUGUCUUCAAUGCAACUGCCAGUAGUUUUUGUUUUGGAUGCAUGGUCCAACCAUCCACGUUUCAUAAAACUAUAAUUGUUAAGACUGAAUCAUCAGUGGAAAUUAGUGGUUUGCAAAAUAUUGUUCUUUAAGCUAAUUUCCCACUUGGUGGGACAUUUUUAACUCAAUCUGCAUACCUCCAUAGAUCAGGAACAGCUCCUAUAAAACUCCAAGUUAAGUUUCUUUUGAAUAAUAAGCACUAGAUUAAAAAAACAUGCAUUGAAGAACAUUUCUAAUUAAACGUGAUAGAAACAUGCUGUACAGUAAGCUAACCAGGUGCUUUUGGUCAUCAAGUGUUGCACACAUGAAAGGAUGUACACAUUUUUUCCAACUGUGAUUCUUUUUCAUGUUUAUUUUAGGUCAUUUUAGCAGAAUGUAAAUAUCAGUUUCCUGUAUUUCGUUGUAAUGAAUUGGGAUCAGUUGAAUGUGUUUUAUACAGCAGUUAUGAUCCUACAGAGCCUGUGUGUUACUGAACCUCAUCUCCAAC